Sphaeroforma arctica JP610 is the source of this 501-nucleotide messenger RNA. RefSeq lists its product as hypothetical. The transcript is spliced from 3 exons. The coding region runs from base 1 to 456 and encodes 151 amino acids. The record is from RefSeq and is a predicted model, not a curated record. Lineage: Eukaryota; Ichthyosporea; Ichthyophonida.
AUGUACUUAAUUGCUAUACUCCGUCCUUAUCAUCGAAAGGUAUGGAAAUCAGGCCAAGAAGGAGACCGCUUGAAACUUGCUGACCGGAAAAACGAGCUGCUAGUUCAAUAUUUUGAAAAGUGUGACAAGAAGGGAAAGAUAAGGGAAGGACCAUCGCUGUGCGACUAUAAGUUUAACAACGAUCGGGAAUUGUACACGAACGACGGAGUACAUUUCUCGUCAAAGGGGUAUAAACUGUUAGCGGCACUCACCUUGGAAGCAAUCAACACCGUCUUGACUAAAGUGGAAUUUGAUAGUGUUAGGAAUGAGCUGUACGGCCGCCACGAAACGGAGCGCCGGGACUCUCUUCUGGGCGGAGUAAGAGCCGAGAGUAAGGAAGAGGCGAAAGUGCUUGACUUAGACUCCAACUCCGACGCAGAUAGUGACACAGAAUUACAUACUAGCAAGGAUAAGUAAUCGGUGCUUAAGAUAUACAGCAAUAUAUAUAUAUAUAUAUAUAUA